Molecule: messenger RNA, 249 nt
Organism: Danaus chrysippus (African queen)
Lineage: Eukaryota; Metazoa; Arthropoda; Insecta; Lepidoptera; Nymphalidae
Source: the annotation of a GenBank genome assembly
UUGGCGGCAGUGCGCCGCUGUCCCGGGCGCGCAACAGCUGACGGGAGGCGCACUCCCCUCGCCCCGCCGCCGGCCGGGUGCUCCCCCCUGCCCCCGCCGAGCUGGUGCGUGCGCCACACCCCCCGCCUCGUCCCUCACCCCACCUCUAAUCCAUUAUUUACGGACGGACGACCGGUUUCAGGCGCGUUCGCUGUACCCGCCGCUUCACGAUCGUUCAAAUUUAAUGCCCUUCCUAUGUCCGGCCUCUAA